AUGUGUCGCAUUCAGCUCCACUGCCCGAGCACUUCCAAGACCCUUGACAACUUUGUCAUCGGCGCGUACCAGAAGCCAGAGCAAGUCCUACAAGGCGUGCGUCUGGCGUUGGACCUCAAGUUCGCAGCACUCUACACCACCGACGCGAAACCUAUCAGCGAUCCCAGCAAGACGCUGCAGGAUGACGAGCGUGUGCUUGUCGCUGCCAGCGCCACGGAAACCAUGUUGCCGGAUGCAGUGUAUGGCUAUGCUAUGUAUGCUGGUGAAGAAGGCGACGACGUUGACAUGGACGUCGAUGGGUAUGGAAUGGACUGGCAGGACCUCACGGACCGCGAGAAGGCUGCCCACAUACUCAGUCUGGUAGAGACCAAGCCUUCGACCCGAAACAAGCUCCGCAUAACGCGCGAGUGUGGUGCCGUACGAGAAGAUCUCGCGGCCAUCAACCAGCAAGAGCUUGACACUGCGGCCGCACCGACUACGGAUCACGAGGCACUUAUCCAGGAAAGAUGGGACAUCACUCUUGAUGCGUUCCUCAAGCAGAUCACCAAGUAUGCAACUACUCCAGCCACGAAGUCGCACAUGACUUUAUCGUCGUUAUCCCUUUCGACCAUCUCAGCUCUAUCAGUCAUAUCGUCCAUGACGCUUGGACAGGCACGCCUCGCCCGCGAAGUGCUGUGCGAGGCUAUCGCACUGCGUCUAGAGAAGAGCCAGGACGAGGCCAAAGAGCCUGUCCCUUGCGAGGAGGAUGUGAAGAACGCCGUGGAGAUGGUGUAUGAGCGGGCUGGUGUGGUGCCAGCGAAGUUGACGAAGGUCAAGGGUGGAAAGACCAAGGAGCGGAAGAGGGCCAAGGGAAAGGGCAAGAGUGCGGGUGGCAGUGCAGGUCUGUGA
Messenger RNA from Bipolaris maydis ATCC 48331, 888 nucleotides. RefSeq lists its product as uncharacterized. NCBI's taxonomy places the organism in Eukaryota, Fungi, Ascomycota, Dothideomycetes, Pleosporales, Pleosporaceae. The record is from RefSeq and is a predicted model, not a curated record.